Molecule: messenger RNA, 513 nt
Organism: Echinostoma caproni
Lineage: Eukaryota; Metazoa; Platyhelminthes; Trematoda; Plagiorchiida; Echinostomatidae
Source: the annotation of a GenBank genome assembly
AUGAUGCAUGCAUCACGAAAUUUUCUCGACUUUGACAGUACAAUCCUGGCUAAACUGUCGGAUUCGUUAAAGGAUAAAAUCAGUGCAAAAGCGUUUGUUAAUCUGCAGCGCAAAUCUGAUCACGAACUGCGUGCAGUGCGAACGAUUGUCCAGGCACUGUUGGACGAAGAGCAACAAAUUCAAACGGACACAGACCGCCUAAUUGACACACAUGAUUUGUCCAGACAGAGAAAAGUGGAAGUGCAAUUCUGUGAUUGGGAGCGGCUCAGAUAUCUACCCAGUGCGGAAUGGAUUCACACGCAAAUGGAAAACGGCUUCCCGGUGAAACGAAAACAGCUAAAAGCGAUGUUUUGUCAAUAUUUGGAUCAUUUGAAUCGGGUGGUAAGCCGACCGUACUUGAUGGUGAAAAUGUUUCAGGGCAAUGUUCAUCUGGAUACACCCGCGGAAGACAAGUAUGAUCCGUUCCAGUGGAAUGAAGAUGACAAAUACAGAAAGUCCGUAAGUGAUCAGUGA